This is a messenger RNA of Klebsormidium nitens, 1672 nucleotides long. The record is from the annotation of a GenBank genome assembly. NCBI's taxonomy places the organism in Eukaryota, Viridiplantae, Streptophyta, Klebsormidiophyceae, Klebsormidiales, Klebsormidiaceae.
AUAUUCUUUUCCGUGGUCGAAUGAAGCCUCGGAGUCAGGGGCGAGGGAGGAGCAGCAAGGAAGCGCAAUGCGCAGUUCUACGGAAUGUUCUUUCUUGACAGCAGCGAACCACCGAUACAGUACUUACAAUGUGUUGGCAAUUGAACCGAGUCCAACCGAGUCCUGUUGACAUCAGAUCUUCUUGCUGUUUUUGGUGCGCCGGCCUGUAGAGUGUAGUUGCUGCAGAUGCUGACAAGAUGAGGUCCUUUAUUUUCUGUACUUUCCUUUGUGGUCGGGUUGUGGUCAUUUAGUUCAUUGCUAAGUGGUCAUCAGGGCAAAGCAUAGAAACAUUUACCAGGAAGAGUUAGAGAAAUGGCAUCUACUGUCAGAGCUCCCUCAGCACUCCCUUCAUCACCAAUGGCUGCAUCAGCACAGGCAUCACCACGGUCUCGCAUUGUUCCCAGGGGUUUCCAUAUACCUCCCCCUUACAGCUGCACUGUAGUGGGUUUGAGCAAUCGAAGUUGCAACUGUACUGCAGUGGAAAUGUGGAGAGAGAACGCUGAAAGGAGGUCAGAACUCGGGGGCCGCGGCAGUCAGCACAUGAUGCAAAAGCAUGGAGUUACUGCCAUAGGCUUAGCGACGGCCAAGGGAACAGCACAAAGGCAGAUUGCGAUUCGAAGGAGGCCACGUGUGGUUACGGUCGUGCAAGCAUUGAUGCAGCCGGUUUUUGAGAAAGAUACUCAAGACCGCGGCCGCCAGACCUUCGAGCUGAAGGUCUUGGACGACUUCCCGGUUCUGCAUGUUGCAACAACUCUGGACCAACUCUUGAAGGAGUACGACCUGUCACUAGAUCCACGCUCUCUCAGUCAAACUUGCCUCGACGUGCAAAAAGUUGCGGUUGCAGAUGGAUACCCAAUCUGCGAGGUCGGAUACAUGGCCAACGCAUUGGAGGGCGCAGGAGUACCAGAGGGGCUGGCCCUGCUAAUGGCAGUAGAGAUUGCGGAUGCGUUUUCAUCGUUUACAGGGGACUGCCAUGAUCCGGGGGUGGUGCUUUUGGGACGGGAAGGUGCUUCAUUUCCAUCCAUCAAAAAGGGCGUGCUACUGUGGGGCAGUCUUCUCGCUGCUGUGUCAGCAGUGCUCAUCUUCCAUGGCUCGUCUAGCCCUGGUGCAAGUGGCUUCGGCUUGCUACCUCUUGCUCACAGGGACCUCUUCCUUCCAUCUAUGCUCCAGCUUCUGGUUGACUUAUGUUGCUGAAGACGGUCACCGCAUGCAGUAACGCUCGAGGGAACACAAAUCGGAGCUGCGGAAGUCUGUAGGAUGGUCGUUGAAAGUGAAGUGGCCACGUCGCGAUGCGCCGCAAGAUAUUGUUUCUAUUUCUCGUGAGAAUCGUUCAAUUCUUAUAUGUUGUACAUAGUUGUCAUCUUGUCAAUCUGGAGUCCUUGGGUCUAGGGGCUGUGUAGACUUCGGAAAGACCUUGAUCAUUUUUGGCUGUGUACAAAGUUAAUUGACAUCUACAGCCAUUUGGAUAAGUUUCCUUUGAGCAAUAUAGCACUUCGAAGAUGCAGUAAGUCAAUGUUGAGGCAGUGGGCGACAUAUGUGGUGUCAUCAUUGCAAACACUUUGCGAUUGACUCGCUACAGUUGUGUAGAUGUGUUAGAGUGCCGGCCGCCCUUAUUACUUUCCACCAAGCGGCU